AUGAUCCGUCUGUUUUUGUUACUUUUUCCUCUCUCCGCAAUACUGUCCGAUAGCGGUUUUCCUACUCACACUUUGAUUGAUUGCGGAAUUUCCAACGCAACCAUAGAUGGAGUUCAAGGAGUGAUUGAGGAUCAUUCGGUAAAAUAAAUCUGGAAGUUCUUUACAUUUUUCUAUUUGCUUUCAGUCUAUGAUCCAGCUAGCAAAGUCCAACAAACGAGCAAAAAAGACUGAAAUCGACUCGAUGAAAGCUGACAUCGAUUUGUACAUGGAAGAAAAUGUACCGGAAGAUGAUAAACAGAAAUGGAUUGAUUGCGUGAUGAAGAAAAGUUCAACUUCUCUCUAG
Messenger RNA from Caenorhabditis sp. 36 PRJEB53466, 343 nucleotides. The record is from the annotation of a GenBank genome assembly. NCBI's taxonomy places the organism in Eukaryota, Metazoa, Nematoda, Chromadorea, Rhabditida, Rhabditidae.